Rangifer tarandus platyrhynchus (Svalbard reindeer) is the source of this 1434-nucleotide messenger RNA. NCBI's taxonomy places the organism in Eukaryota, Metazoa, Chordata, Mammalia, Artiodactyla, Cervidae. The record is from the annotation of a GenBank genome assembly.
AUGACCGGCCAGAGCCUGUGGGAUGUGUCGGAGGCCAACGUCGAGGAUGGAGAGAUCCGCAUCAACGUGGGCGGCUUCAAGAAGCGGUUGCGCUCGCACACGCUGCUGCGCUUCCCCGAGACGCGCCUGGGCCGCCUGCUGCUGUGCCACUCGCGCGAGGCCAUCCUGGAGCUCUGCGACGACUACGACGAUGCCCAGCGCGAGUUCUACUUCGACCGCAACCCGGAGCUCUUCCCCUACGUGCUGCACUUCUACCACACUGGCAAGCUGCACGUCAUGGCGGAGCUCUGCGUCUUCUCCUUCAGCCAGGAGAUUGAGUACUGGGGCAUCAACGAGUUCUUCAUCGACUCCUGCUGCAGCUACAGCUACCACGGCCGCAAAGUGGAGCCCGAGCAGGAGAAAUGGGACGAGCAGAGCGACCAGGAGAGCACCACGUCCUCCUUCGACGAGAUCCUGGCCUUCUACAACGACGCCUCCAAGUUCGACGGGCAGCCUCUGGGCAACUUCCGCAGACAGCUGUGGCUGGCGCUGGACAACCCCGGCUACUCGGUCCUGAGCAGGGUCUUCAGCGUCCUGUCCAUCCUCGUGGUGCUGGGGUCCAUCAUCACCAUGUGUCUCAAUAGCCUGCCAGACUUCCAGAUCCCUGACCGCCAGGGCAACCCCGGCGAGGACCCCAGGUUCGAAAUCGUGGAGCACUUCGGCAUCGCCUGGUUCACCCUUGAGCUGGUAGCCAGGUUUGCUGUGGCCCCCGACUUCCUCAAGUUCUUCAAGAAUGCCCUAAACCUGAUCGACCUCAUGUCCAUCGUCCCCUUCUACAUCACGCUGGUGGUGAACCUGGUUGUGGAGAGCACACCUACCUUGGCCAACUUGGGCAGGGUGGCCCAGGUCCUAAGGCUGAUGCGGAUUUUCCGCAUCUUAAAGCUGGCCAGACACUCCACUGGCCUCCGCUCCCUGGGGGCCACCCUGAAGUACAGCUACAAGGAGGUGGGGCUGCUUAUGCUCUACCUCUCGGUGGGGAUUUCCAUCUUCUCCGUAGUGGCCUAUACCAUCGAAAAGGAGGAGAACGAGGGCCUGGCCACCAUCCCCGCCUGCUGGUGGUGGGCCACCGUCAGUAUGACCACCGUAGGGUACGGGGAUGUGGUCCCGGGGACCACGGCAGGGAAGCUGACCGCCUCUGCCUGCAUCCUGGCAGGUAUCCUGGUGGUGGUACUGCCCAUCACCUUGAUCUUCAAUAAAUUCUCCCACUUUUAUCGGCGCCAAAAGCAACUUGAGAGCGCCAUGCGCAGCUGUGACUUCGGAGAUGGAAUGAAGGAGGUCCCUUCUGUCAAUUUAAGGGACUAUUAUGCCCAUAAAGUUAAAUCCCUCAUGGCGAGCCUGACGAACAUGAGCAGGAGCUCGCCAAGCGAACUUAGUUUAAAUGAUUCCCUACAUUAG